Penicillium oxalicum is the source of this 1560-nucleotide messenger RNA. RefSeq names its product phosphotransferase family protein. Lineage: Eukaryota; Fungi; Ascomycota; Eurotiomycetes; Eurotiales; Aspergillaceae. Gene Ontology annotation, cellular component: mitochondrion. The coding region runs from base 1 to 1560 and encodes 519 amino acids. The transcript is spliced from 5 exons. The record is from RefSeq and is a predicted model, not a curated record.
AUGCUCUCUCUCAUGCGCACAUUCUCACAAUCGUGCCAGGGUCAGCUAGGGGCACCGCUAUCGAUCACGUGUCGAGGUAAGCCGGUGGCGCGGAGGGAGCUAUUCGCUUACACCAACGGACAUUUCCUCGUCGAUGAAGAAAAUCAGUUUCGUCGCCGAUAUGUGCGGUUCGACUUGGACGCGCUCUGCAGCACGGCUGCCUUGGCGGGAGAAGAUCCCAGUCGCGUGACGGCGAUUGAGAAAAUGGAAGGGGGGUUCAGCAAAGCUUUCCGGAUGAAAAGGGCGAAUGGAACGGAAGUGAUCGCCAAAAUACCGUGUCGCAUGGCUGGCCCGCCAUCAUUGACAACGGCUGGUGAAGUGGCUGUUUUAGAAUAUGUCAAGAAACACACUUCUAUUCUGGUGCCUCGUGUCUUUGCUUGGUCAUCCGAUAGCUCAAACCCUGUUGCUGCUGAAUAUAUUGUUAUGGAGAAAGCUCCCGGGGUGCCUUUGUUCCAAGUUUGGGGCACAAUGACAGAAUUUGAGAAAUUGCGGCUGAUCAAGAAUCUGACCCAGCUUGAGGCUCAGUUGGCAACCAUCAAGUUCCCCGUUCUUUCUUUCUGUAUUGGACCUUCUUGCGAUCGAGCUUACAAUCCAGAUAUGACACCGGAACGUAACCAAGGGCCUUGGAAUUCGGUUUCAGACCUGGGGAUAUCGAUUGCAGAGCGAGAACUGUGUCUGAUUUCAAUAAAAGACCAGCGAAGGCAAUUAAAGUACUACCGAGGGACACCCGAGCAACAGAGUCAGCUUCUGGAAGUCACCAGGACCGUCAUGAAGAUCAUGAACUCGAACGACGUAUUGCAGAAAGCUUGUCAGCCCACUUUGUGGCACACUGAUCUUCACAUGGGAAAUAUCUUCGUCAACCCAAACCAAUGUUCCCAGAUAGUCUCACUCAUUGAUUUCCAGUCCACGACGGUACUUCCCGCCUUUCCCCAGGCCCGGUGGCCGAUAUUUUUACAACCUCCGCGCAACUACGACUACACGAGGGGGAUAUUCCAACCCCAGCUACCGGAAGAUUUUGACAAGCUUGACGAAGAGAGUCAACUGAUUGCUCUGCGUGAAUGGUCCCAGGUAAAACUGGCCAAGGCGUACGAGGUAUCAACAUACCUUGAAGACAGGGCAGCACAUGAUGCCAUGAGCGUGCCCCGUGUGUUCCGAGAGCUGUUUACCCGAUGCGGAGAAGUCUCUGAAGUGGGUAUCGUUCCGCUGCGUGCAUGCUUGAUAGAGAUAUGGGAAAAUUGGACAAGCCUUGGUUUCUCAGGAGAGUGCCCUUAUUCGUUCAGUCAAGCAGAACGGGAUGAACAUGAGCGACAAUUCGCUGAGUACCAAGCUUGGCAUGAGGUUCGAAUGCUUGCUGAAGAGUGCCUCGAUACUGAUGCGGAAGGGUGGAUUGCGCCGCAAGUGGAUAUUGAUGAAAAGAGAAGGCAGAAUGACGAGCUUCUGGCUCUGUAUAUUGAGAAGGUGGCUGGAGAGAGAUCUACAAAGGAGGCCCAGGCGAUGUGGCCUUUCUUUCCUGGGCCUUGA